Molecule: messenger RNA, 1463 nt
Organism: Phoenix dactylifera (date palm)
Lineage: Eukaryota; Viridiplantae; Streptophyta; Magnoliopsida; Arecales; Arecaceae
Product: acetyltransferase At1g77540
Source: RefSeq, a predicted model, not a curated record
AAGUGAUUACAAAUCGCUAUUUUCCACCCAAUAUUUUUCCCUUGAUGAGAGUGGUCCGCAGCAGUGCGAUUUCUGGGCCGAUGAUAAGGUGGCGAAAUUAUUUCCUUGAGAGCAAUGGCGUGCGUGAUACGCAGGCUCUCCAAUCGGGUCCGGUCAUCGGGUGAAACGGUCCGUCCGAUUCGGGCCCAAAGACGCAUUUAGUCGCCGGCCGGCCCAUACCGGGUCCAAGCUUCGAUUGAAGGCGAGCGACGAUGGUGGGGACGGCAGAGGCGGCGGCUCCGCCGGCGAUCGUGCGGAACGAGAAGGACGGGAGGUUCGAGACGGAGGACAAGCAGGCCUUCCUCCAGUACCACCUCCGAGACGUCACGGUCCUCGCCGUUGAAGGAGGCCAAGCCAAGGAGAAGAAGAAGACGGCGAUGGACAUGGUCCACACCUACGUGCCCAGGAGGAAGCGGGGGUUGGGCCUGGCCGGCCACCUCUGCGUCGCCGCCUUCACCCACGCCCAGCGCAAUUCCAUGAUCGUCAUCCCCACCUGCUCCUAUGUCUCCGACACGUUUCUUCCUCGAAACCCUUUGUGGAACUCACUUGUAUACAAGGAGGAGAGAAAGUCAUCAGGAACUUUGUGAUAACAAGGCUGAAGGUUGAAACAAGUAGCAAACCAUGCAAAUUCUCUGCUCCUGCCUCCAAUACUCCUGAAGUGACUCCCACCAACAUCCAAACCUCAGAAACCAAUCAACAAGUUGCAUGACCUCCUGCUGUUGCAGGCUCAGUGCAAGUCUAACCACCCUUCACAUUGCAAAACUUGGAAGAGAAUUUAUAUCAUAACUCAUGAGCAAAUAUGACCUGUUCCAGCUUGAACGGUCAUUACUGGAUAAUGUAGUGGACAACAAAUUGAAAAAGGAUGAUCAGGACUCAGGAAGAUUCCAUUACUCUGGAUCUCCUCCUUCAGUGCCUGAGGUGACCAAUGCUUUGGAUUGGACUAACUUUGGUCAUCUGAAUCUCAUAUUCAGUGCAUCGGAUGCCUUAUGAUAUAUCCAUUGAUGUAAUUGCUCCUCCGUUCUUUAGGUCUGCAUAUGUCCCAGUUCUCCUGCUGAUCUCUGUUGUGCUUUCUCCAUGAAGAUGAGAAGAUCCCAUCCUUGCAUUCAUCCAUCACCAUUUUGCCUCUCAUGUCAAGUGUUGAAAAAAGGAGGAUGAGAAGAAAGUGAGGGAUGAAUGUCAGGAUGGAUGUUCCAUGAACUGAAUUGAGUGCCCCACAUAGAGCACCAUCGCAGCUUCGUAGACCCUCCAUGGUGAAUGUUAGCACCUUUAAGGGAUGCUAUCAGUCUUUCAUAUUUGAUCCCAACUCACCCAUCAAAUAAGGAACGGAAGAAAAAGGAAAUCUCUUAGCAAAUGAACCCAGAGGGAAAGGAAGAGGAGCAAAGUGUGAAGAUAGAGAAGCUACAUGAUGGUGUUCAAUUAAUUGG